AUUUCUCUUCCCAUCAGAAAAUAGAAAACAAAGAAAGAAAAAGCGUACUAAACCUCUACUGCUUCGUUUUGGCCGAUCAAAGUAUCAAACCGUUUUCGAAAGUCCUGAACUUUGAGCACUUCAGUGGGUUCUGAAUCUAUCGCUUCAAUCUUCCUUUGCGAGACAUCCGAUUUGAGAUGGGUAUUCCCCCGGUCAGGCCACCAAGUAUCACAAAGUAUCUAAAGCCGUAUCUUCUGAAAAUGCACUUUACAAACAAAUACGUAAGUGCCCAGGUGAUCCACACACCAACUGCCACUGUAGCCUCUUCUGCAAGCUCCCAGGAAAAGGCCUUGAGAGAAAGCAUGGAGAUACAGCGGGACGUUGCUGCUGCUGCAAAGAUAGGGAAGAUAUUGGGGGAGCGUUUGCUGCUCAAAAACAUUCCCGCUGUAUCUGUCCACUUGAAGAAAGAACAGAAAUAUCACGGUAAGGUUAAAGCUGUCAUUGACAGUGUGGUCGAAGCAGGUGUCAAACUACUCUAAUGAAUCGUUCGAGUUUGCUUACAUUAAGGUAGUCAGUAUCAUGUCUUAAUUCUGGAUGGGUUGCUUACACUGGAUGAUGAACACUAGUGUAACUUUUGAUUCUCGAUGUAAUGUUCUCGUUGGAGAUUUUGAUUUCGAUAACAUUAUUCAUCUGAAUACACCUUAUCAGUUGUGAUCA
Messenger RNA from Malus domestica (apple), 696 nucleotides. RefSeq lists its product as uncharacterized. Gene Ontology annotation, cellular component: ribosome. Gene Ontology annotation, biological process: translation. NCBI's taxonomy places the organism in Eukaryota, Viridiplantae, Streptophyta, Magnoliopsida, Rosales, Rosaceae. The record is from RefSeq and is a predicted model, not a curated record. Gene Ontology annotation, molecular function: 5S rRNA binding; structural constituent of ribosome.